GGACUCUUUAAGAAGCGUCAUUGGAUUAGCCGGGGAGCAUCUGCCUUUAGUCGGCCGGCAAACACCUCGAGAGGUGCACCUCAUGCGCUCGCCUUCAUGGUGCGACUUCAUCGCUUCAGGCUCUAAAGGAUGAAGCAUGUGAAAAUCGCGCAAUUGCCGUUGAUCUUUGCUUUCUUGCACGUCUGCUUGGCGCAGGCAGACUUUGCCCCGAAUUUCUUCGACAAUGGACCGUAUAGCGGCAACGGCAACAUGGCGCUCUUCAGCCUCUCGGAGGACACGCCCGUCGGCACACGAAUUUACUGCCUUAACGGCAGCGACCCUGAGGGCCAGGAGGUGAGCUACGGCGUGUCCUUUGACCCAGGUUUCAAGGAGUACUUCGCUGUUAACCCCAAAACGGGGAAUAUUACCUUAGUGCAAAAGCUGGAUCGAGAGAAAGAGGACUCCUUUGAUGUCAUGGUGAGCAUCACUGAUGGGAGAAGCAAGGUUGUGGAACGAGUGACAAUAUUUGUGAUGGACACAAACGACGAGAAACCCGAAUUCCAAAACAUGCCGGCCAUCAUUGACGUCCUUGAGACCACAGAGUCCGGACACAGCAUCUUCAAAGCGGAGGCUUUGGACAAAGACACGGGUUCGGGGGGAUCGCUCACCUAUUACCUGCUGAACACUCAGUCCGCUUUAUUUGCCAUUGACAGACACAGUGGAGUCAUUCGCAUCAAGCGUGAGGAAACGCUGGACUACGAGAAAACAAAGACGCAUUUUGUCAUUGUGGUCGCGAAGGAUGGUGGAGGCACCUUUAACGGCAAAGAGCAGUUUUUGUCGUCCUCCGCUACCCUGACAAUUAACGUAAUAGACGCACAAGACACGCCGCCGUCGUUUAUCGGGACACCUUACUUCGGCUACGUGUAUGAAGUUUCACUGCCUGGGUCUGAAAUAUUCACUGUUGCAGCCAAAGACGGCGAUGUGGGAAAUCCAAAUCCAAUUCGUUAUUCGUUUGAAGAAGGUGACGAUGGAGUUUUUAGCAUCAACGAGACCACUGGUCGGAUCACCCUGCUCUCAAGUCCCAUGUUUCUAAAGCGAGAAAUCUUUAACAUUAAAGUCAAAGCAUCUGAAAUAAGUCCCAACGGCCGUCUACUGGACUACGGCGAGACCACAGUGAUGAUCCGCGUGGUUGACCUGAACAACAAUCCGCCGACUUUCUACGGCGAAAACGGCACCCAAAGCACCUUUGAGCUGACCAUGUACGAGCAUCCCCCAGAAGGGGAGAUACUGCGGGGGCUUAAAAUCGCUGUCAACGACUCCGAUCAGGGGGCCAAUGCAAAAUUCAACUUGAGGCUCAUUGGGCCUGGAAGAAUGCUGCGGGUGGUCCCACAGACAGUACUGAACGAGGCCCAAGUCACAAUUCUUGUGGAGGACUCGGCAGCCAUGGAUUACGAGAAGCAUCACUUCCUCACGUACAAGCUACUUGCUGUUGAGAUCGAUACGCCGGAGAGGUUCAGCUCCACGGCCGACAUCAUCAUCCAUCUCCUGGACACUAAUGACAACGCGCCGAAAUUCUCCUCCGACUACUACAUCGCCAGAAUUCCGGAGAAUUCACCUGGCGGCUCGAACGUUGUGUCCGUCCAGGCGAUAGACCCGGACUCAGGACCAUGGGGUGACGUGGCAUAUUCUAUCUAUGGGUCUGGGGCUGACUUGUUCUUGAUCCAGCCAUCCACCGGGAUCAUCUACACACAACCAUGGGCCAGCCUGGAUGCAGAGGUGCGGUCCAAGUACAACUUUUACGUCAAGGCAGAGGACUCGGAGGGCAGGUACAGCCUGGCUGAGGUGUUCGUCACCGUGUUGGACCUGAACGACCACCCGCCUGCUUUCAAUGAUAACUUCCUGGAGAAGACCAUGGUGAUUGGUGCACCAGUCAAAAUAGAGGCUGUCGACGACGAUGCGGAGAUACCCAACAACGUGAUCGAGUACGCCAUCAUGAAAGCCGAGCCCGACAACAACAUCUUUGACAUCGACGCCGACACCGGCGAGAUCAACCUCAAGUCGUACAUCAAGUCCAUGGCCAUCAUUAAGAACAUCACCAACCAGAGGGACUUCACCUGGUCGCUGGUGGUGCAGGCCCGCGACCGAGGCCAGCCGUCGUUCAGCACCACCGCCGUGGUCAAGAUCGACAUCACCGAAGCAACCCAACUCAAAGGGGGGCCUUUGGGAUCAUUUUUAAUGCACAAUAAAAACAAGCCCUUGCAAAUCGUAGGCGGGCUCGCAUGCGUCAUUAGCUUAAUGGUCACGGUCACGGUGUUCGUCUCCACCGUCACCUUCGUACGUAACAAGAAAUCCAACCGGGUCCUGCCCAACCGCCGCGUGAGGAGGAGACCGCGCAACCAGCACGCGUGGACCUUCAAGAACCCCUUCAGGAGAGCGGAGAACCCCGAGGAGAAGUUCCAGGCGGAGGAGGAAGAUCAGGACGCCAGGAACGUGGCGGAAAACCUCAACCACAACAACAACGUGGGCAACGUGGUCCGGCACUGGCCCCCGCCUCCGCCGCCGCCCAGCGCCCCUUGGCUCCCGCCUCCUCCGCCGCCGCCCUGCGUCCCGGCGGAGAGGAAGUGGGUGGUGCCCACCGUCUCGGCCGCCGUGGCGGCACGGCCCAAGAAGAAGUCGACAACGCAGGACACGGUCAACAAGGCGCUGGUGUCAGAACUCAAAAUGAGACUGGAGCAGAAGAGGAUACGCAAUCACUUAUAGUGCUGUGUGCGCACGGAUGUGGUCGUGCGGGCGUGUGUGUCUAUACGCAGUACUUUUGCAAAAGUCUUAGGCCACCGCAAGCUUUGUUGUUUCGUUGAUUGCUAUUUAUCACACAUUAUUUGAGUUUUCAUCACAAGUUUCUUCUUAACCUUCAAGUUUCAAGCAAGUUCUAGUUGCAAAAAGCAAGGAAGUCACGUGGAGUCGGCCAUUUUGCAACGCUACUCCAAUGCAAAUUGGCGAAACCAUGGGCGAGGGCCUUAUGCUAAGACUUCAAAUCAUGGAGAUCCAGUUUAAGUCAAGCCGAGUCUCAUGAAUACCAAGUCAAAGUCAUUUCCAGUCUUUUGUAACUUUUAGCCAAGAAAGUCCCAAAGACCUAAAAUUGACAACUCAAAUUUGACUCUUCGGGUCAUGUGACUCGAGUCCACCACGUCUGAAUCUCCCGGAAUAUUCUGGCCUCCUGUUUCCAUGCCAGUGUCCAAUUGUUAGUCACUAACAUGCAUGUUAGAUUCGGUUCAAUGGCCUAUUGGUGUCAAUGGCCUUGCGACCAGUCCAGGAUGUAGACAGGAUCCGCCAACCUCAAAGCUUUGAGCCGCGAACUGUGAAGCAGACGUGGUAACCACGACCCACCGCGUUGCCAGGAAGUACAUUUCUAUAGCAUACACACUUCUCAACACUACAACUCCAGUAGUGUUCUAAGUUUGCCUGGUCGUACAAUACGAGUGGCCGUUUUUCCAGCCUCCAAACCUUUGUUACUUGUACGUUGCGUCUCUUUUGUCAAGGAUUGAAGGCACAUUGAGACAAGACUGCAUAUUUGGAUUCCAACCAAUCUCCUUUACGGGAAGAUUUCACUUGACACCAGCGCUGGCUAAGGAGAUCAGCCUGAGCUGGUCCAAAGGAAGGAAACCACAGUGAUCCGGUUAAGACCACUUUUAAUCCCAAAUACUCACCGGUACACAACACAGUUCUGCAAACUGUCUGUUUCUUCUCAUUUAAACAUGAUACUUAAUAGUCCUGUGUUAUUUCUGUUUUUCGCCAGUAAAGUUGUCCUCAAAAGGC
This is a messenger RNA of Phyllopteryx taeniolatus (common seadragon), 3795 nucleotides long. It is a transcript of the gene cdhr1a, whose product is annotated as cadherin-related family member 1a. The transcript has 17 exons. Gene Ontology annotation, cellular component: catenin complex; plasma membrane; adherens junction. Gene Ontology annotation, biological process: cell morphogenesis; adherens junction organization; cell-cell junction assembly. NCBI's taxonomy places the organism in Eukaryota, Metazoa, Chordata, Actinopteri, Syngnathiformes, Syngnathidae. The record is from RefSeq and is a predicted model, not a curated record. Gene Ontology annotation, molecular function: calcium ion binding; cadherin binding. Bases 130 to 2739 code for a protein of 869 amino acids.